Molecule: messenger RNA, 2655 nt
Organism: Carassius auratus (goldfish)
Lineage: Eukaryota; Metazoa; Chordata; Actinopteri; Cypriniformes; Cyprinidae
Exons: 1
Coding region: 899-2521 (540 amino acids)
Source: RefSeq, a predicted model, not a curated record
AUGAGUGGGUUGAAGAGGCCAAAGCUUGUAUGCAGGCUCGUCACCUGUCUGUUUCUGAUCAAGCUUUCUUCUUGUUUGACCACUUGGAGGGGGAGGCAAGGGAAGAGAUUAGGUACUGUUCUGAGAUUGAGCGAAAUGAUCCAGAUAAAAUUAUUUUGGUGUUACGGGAAUUAUAUGGUUGCUCACAGUCAUAUGUCUCAUUACAGGAGGCAUUUUUUUCUAGAAAGCAGCAGGAGGGUGAAUCAUUGUUGGAGUUUUCCCUAGCUUUGAUGGGUCUCCUAGAACGUGUGACGCAGCGAUCGCCGUAUGUUAUGCCAAAUUCACAAGUUUUGCUACGCGAUCAGUUCAUUGAACAUGUUUGUGACGUGGCCCUUCGCCGAGAAUUAAAACAGUUAAUACGUCGUCAGCCAAUGUUAACAUUGUUGGAAGUUCGAAGCGAAGCUCUUAGAUGGGAAAGGGAGGGAAUGUUGGGGAGUACGAGAGGACGAAGCAAUUCCGUUCCAUCCGCCUAUGGGAUUCAGUAUGGUGUACAAGGUGAGUCACGGGUGGGUAGAUUUCCUCAGCGCUCUGAACUAGGUGAACUGAGGGAAAUGCUGAGAUCACAGCAAGAGCAAUUAAAUAAGCUAACUCAAAAUUUUGCUCGCUUGCAGGCCCCUCAGUCACGUAGUCAGCCUCCUCACCGCGGCCCCAUUAUAUGUAGGAGGUGCCAACGACUUGGCCACUUUGCUAGAGAGUGCGAUGGGGAGCGUGUUCCCCCUCGUCCGCAACCCCCUUUGCCCACUGCGUCGUCAUCUGAGGGUAGACAGCCUGGUCCAUCUGCGUUGUCGGGAAACUAGUCCCCACCGUGUCGCCGAGCCAAGGCGCGGUUGGGGAAUUGACCGGCUCUAGUGUUUCAAGUAUGUCUCAUUUAAUGUCUUCAUGCCCGCACCUUGCUAUUCGAAUGGGUGGGGUCCAAAUUUCAUGUUUGGUCGAUACUGGCUCCAUGGUGUCCACAAUAACGGAAAGUUGGUUUCGGAAAUAUUUUGAACCAUGGGGUCCGGAUCGACUUAAGUCGUGCCAGUGGCUACAACUUCGGGCUGCAAACGGUCUUUCGAUUCCAUAUAUUGGCUACAUGGAACUGGAUGUCGAAUUGUGUGGGCAAGUGAUUUCGGAGUGUGGAGUGCUUGUUGUCCGGGAUCCUCCUGGUGGGAUUUGUGACCAAGUCCCAGGGGUACUCGGGAUGAAUGUCCUGAGCCGUUGUUACCAGGAGUUAUUUGGACAACAUGGCCCUGCUCUUUUCGAGUCUGCUGUAACCGUUGAGGCCCCUAGCUUUGUCAUGCAGGCACUUCAAUAUUGUCACCGUUUGGAAGACCAGGGUUCAGCAAGGCACCCUGGUCCGGUUAGGUUACGGGGUCGUGAGUCAUGUCGCAUCCCAGGUGGCACGAUGAAGUUUGUAGCAGCGACUUGUUCUGAACAAUAUGCAGCGGGGUUAGUACUGUUUGAGCCCCCAGAGUCUGGGUUGCCCGCGGGUUUGUUGGCUUCUCCAGCGCUGGUACAGGUCAUAAGAGGCACUGCCUACUUGCCUAUGGUAAAUGUGGGAACUGCGGAUGUUAUGCUGCAUUCUAAAACCGUUUUGGGAGUGCUAAAUAGUGUUUGUAUGGUAAGUCUGCCUGCUGGGGUAACUGAAGUGAAAUCUGUUGUAGCCACCGUAGGUUCCCAAGCCUUAGCUGCGACUGCCACUGUACAGGAACAGAUUGAAACAGUUGAUUUGUCUGUUUUGCCAGAAGUAGAACAGGGCCAGGUCAGGGCUCUUUUAUAUAAGUUCCAGUCAGUAUUCUCAUGCCAUGAUGGUGAUGUAGGAUGUACCAACUUGAUUUCUCAUGACAUUCCCUUGCUGGAUUCUGUCCCUGUUAGGCAGCGGUACCGGCGUAUUCCACCUUCGGAAUAUGAGGUGGUGAAGUCCCACAUUAACCAGUUGUUGGAGGCCAGCAUUAUUAGGGAGAGCUGUAGCCCCUACGCUUCUCCAAUUGUUCUUGUCAAAAAGAAAGACGGUACUUUGCGCAUGUGCGUUGACUACCGUCAGCUCAAUGCGAAAACAAGAAAAGAUGCCUUCCCGCUCCCGCGCAUUGAGGAAUCAUUGGACUCUCUGACAGGGGCCUGUUGGUUUUCCACUAUGGAUUUGGCUAGUGGGUACAACCAGGUCCCUGUCACUGACCAAGAUAGACCCAAGACUGCUUUUUGCACCCCUUUCGGGUUGUUUGAAUGGAAUCGGAUGCCCUUUGGGCUUUGUAAUGCCCCAAGUACCUUCCAGCGCCUAAUGGAACGGGUGUUUGGCGAUCAGCAGUGCAGUUCCUUACUACUGUAUCUGGAUGACAUCAUAGUGUUUUCUUCCUCAGUGUCUCAGCACCUAGAGCGGCUAGAAGUUGUCUUGAGUCGUCUGGAGCGGGAGGGGUUAAAGGCCAAAUUGAGUAAAUGUGCAUUUUUUCAACGGGAAGUCAGAUAUUUGGGACAUGUCAUUUUCGGCGCAGGGAGUGUCUACUGACCCUCGGAAAAUUGAGGCUGUAGCUAAAUGGCCAUGCCCCACCAGUGUGUCAGAAUUGCGUUCAUUCUUGGGUUUUAGUAGUUAUUACCGCCGCUUUGUGGAAGGGUUCGCAAAAUUGGCGGCCCCGCUGCAUA